Protopolystoma xenopodis is the source of this 804-nucleotide messenger RNA. The record is from the annotation of a GenBank genome assembly. Lineage: Eukaryota; Metazoa; Platyhelminthes; Monogenea; Polystomatidea; Polystomatidae.
AUGCUGAUAAGUCCAACAACGCACAGCGUGAUUGGGCUGCCUCAACAGGCCCAAGACUCGGCUGCCUCAGUCGGCGUUGGAGCCGUAUGUCCUGAUGCAGCUGUUGCUGGUGGGCCUCAGUUACCCAUCUGGGCACAACCGGACCGUUCUAGUGAACAAGCACCUUUAGGUUCUAUUGAUGACCGAAGCCGUGGGUUAUUUUCCCCGACAGAUGCUCUGACGCGAGCCUUAGCUGGGUUGCGUAGUCAACAUUAUCUUCUUGCUGGACAAAAUCAGCGUCCCUCAGGUCAUGUAGCUGUUGCUGGUCCUGGCGGUCAUAUGUUUGCUCCAGGUCAUGGUGCCGGUUUCGGCCCUGCCGGAGGUGCACCAAUCGGCAACGGAGGUGGCUCACAAGCUAUACCACCCGAAUUCGAUCUUCAUUUGUUUAUCUCACGACGUGAGUAUGAAAAUGGUCGUUGCCUUCUGAUGCGCAACCUUCGUACUAUCCCCAGCCUCUGCAGAUUGGUAGCUGCCUCAAAUUUCUUGCCAAUGAUCGCCUCGCAUCAGCACCACCUACAGACUCAGCACCAUCAUAUGUCUUCUUCAUCACUGCAAUCGCAGCAUUUACAGCAACCUUUGGGGCAUCAUCAUAUCCAUGCUCACCAUGUGGCCCAAUCAGCUCCAAAUCACCUGCAGCUCCCUGUUCAGCCUGUCAAUGCUUAUUCUGGAGCUUCUGUUGCGGGGCAGGUUGGCUCCGGUCUCGUCAGGCAACGUCAUCGAGCCUCAGUCAGCCACCCCUCGCCUGGCCUCCCCCAAUCACCCUAG